This is a messenger RNA of Pterocles gutturalis (yellow-throated sandgrouse), 968 nucleotides long. It is a transcript of the gene NME7, whose product is annotated as NME/NM23 family member 7. Gene Ontology annotation, cellular component: centrosome. The annotation marks the transcript as partial. Gene Ontology annotation, molecular function: nucleoside diphosphate kinase activity. Gene Ontology annotation, biological process: UTP biosynthetic process; CTP biosynthetic process; GTP biosynthetic process. The transcript is spliced from 8 exons. NCBI's taxonomy places the organism in Eukaryota, Metazoa, Chordata, Aves, Pterocliformes, Pteroclidae. The record is from RefSeq and is a predicted model, not a curated record.
AAAAGAAGCAGCUGAUUUCUACGUAGACCAUCAAUCAAAACCUUUUUACAAUGAGCUUCUCCAGUUUAUAACAAGUGGUCCCAUUGUUGCUAUGGAAAUCUUAGGAGAUGAUGCAGUUUGUAAAUGGAAAACAUUACUGGGGCCAGCAAACUCUGCAGUGGCUCAGACUGAUGCACCAGACAGCAUUAGAGCGAACUUCGGACACGAUGGCCUAAGAAAUGCAGCUCAUGGCCCAGAUUCAGUUGCUUCAGCUGCACAAGAGCUGGAGUUGUUCUUUCCCUCCAGUGGAGGUCGCGGACCAGUCAACAGUGCAAAAUUCACGAACUGUACUUGUUGCAUUAUUAAGCCUCAUGCAGUUAAUGAAGGCCUAUCUGGAAAGAUUAUAAAAGCCAUCAUAAAUGAAGGAUUUCAGAUCUCAGCUUUGCAGAUGUUCAACAUGGAGCGUACAAAUGUGGAAGAAUUUUACGAGAUUUACAAAGGUGUCGUUCCUGAAUAUGUGGAGAUGGUGACGGAGUUGUGUUCAGGUCCUUGCAUAGCAAUGGAGAUUAUACAACCCGAGACUCCAAAAGUGUUCAGAGACUUCUGUGGUCCUUCUGACCCUGAAAUAGCCCGUCAUCUCCGACCUGGCACUCUGCGUGCUGUCUUUGGGAAGAACAAGAUUCAGAAUGCUGUCCACUGCACAGACCUGCCUGAAGAUGGACUUUUGGAGGUGCAGUACUUCUUCAAGAUCCUGGACAACUAACAGCCUCUGUCCUCACCCAAUGCAAAAGACACACACACAGAACAGUGUGUUCAUUCAUUUAUUUGUCCAAUGUUUCAACCUGACUGAAAUACAAGAUCAACAAGAGCACUGUACUCCUGGCUAUUAUUAUAUGUUAGAACAUAGAGUUUUGCACUUUAGACAACAUUUAACACCAUUCUAUGGGGUACUGCAUUGCUUUUAUAAAGUUUAAAAUAAAGAUUUAUUU